CCAUCAGAGAGAAUGGCCACAGCCUUAUCUGAGCCAGCCAGAGCGCCGGCGUCCCACCGUUUGCAAACAUGGACGUCUCACAGUUUGCCGCACUGGUGCUCGGUGCUCUCGUCUCCCUGCUCUUCCUCGCCACUAGGAGGAAGCUCUCCUCCGAUGGCCGGCGUCGUCUGCCUCCGUCGCCGCCGGGGCUUCCCCUCCUCGGCUACCUGCCCCUCCUUGGCCCCCUGCCUCACCGUAAGCUCCAGGCCAUGGCCGCCAAGCACGGCCCAGUAAUGCUCCUGCGCCUGGGCCGCGUGCCCACCGUGGUGGCCUCCUCGGCGGCCGCGGCGCAGGAGGUCAUGAAGACCCACGACCUGGCCUUCGCGAGCCGCCCUAGGGCGCGCAUGGCCGAGCGCCUCGUCUACGGCCGCGACAUGGCCUUCGCCCCCUACGGCGAGGGCUGGCGCCAGGCGCGCCGCGUCUGCGUGCUCCACCUCCUCAGCCAGCGCCGCGUCCACGCCUUCCGCCACGCGCGGGAGCAGGAGGCCGCCGCGAUGGUCGCCCGCGUCCGCUGCGCCUCGCCGGGCGGCGUCAACGUCACCGCCCUCAUCAUCUCCUACACCAACGGCAUCAUCUCCCGCGCCGCGUUCGGCGACCAAGGGGGAUUCGGGUUUGGCGACGGUGAGAAGCUCGCCGAGCUGUUCGCCGACUUCGAGGAGCUCCUCGGGACGGUCACCAUCGGGGACUUCGUGCCAUGGCUGGCGUGGGUCGACGCGCUCAUGGGACUGGACGCCAAGGCGGCGCGCACGUCCGCGCAGAUGGACGCCUUGCUCGAGCGGGUCAUCGCGGACCACCGUCAGAGGCGCCGUGACGGCCGGCGAGAGGAUGACGGCCACCGGGACUUCGUCGACGUCAUGUUGGACGUGAACGAUGAGGCAGACAAGAACGCCGCCGAUGGAUUCGUGUUUGACAACGUAGCCAUCAAGGCCAUUGUCCUGGACAUGUUCGCCGCUGCCACCGACACGACCUACACCUCGUUGGUAUGGGCCAUGGCGGAGCUCAUCAACCACCCACACGAGAUGCGCCGGGUCCAGGACGAGAUCCGCGCGGCCGUCGGCGGCGGCGACCACGUCACCGAGGACCACCUGCAGAAGCUGCGCUACCUCAGGUGCGUGAUCAAGGAGACGUUCCGGCUGCGCACGCCGUUGCCGCUCCUCCUGCCCCGGGAGACGAGGGUGGACACCGAGCUGCUCGGCUACCACGUUCCGGCGCGCAGCCGCGUCAUCGUCAACGCCUGGGCCAUCGCACGGGACCCCGCGUCGUGGGAUCGCGCCGACGAGUUCGUGCCGGAGCGGUUCGCCGGCGACGACCUGACGACGACGGACUACCUGCUCGGGCAGGAUUUCCGGUUCGUGCCGUUCGGCGCCGGGAGGAGAGGCUGUCCUGGGGUCGGCUUCGCCGUGCCAUCCAUGGAGCUGGCGCUGGCGAGCCUGCUCUACCACUUCGACUGGGAGCUGCCGGCCGGCGGGCCUUCGAAGGUGGAGAUGGACGAGCUGAACGGGCUAUCGGUGCGGCUCAAGGCGACGCUGCUUUUGGUUGCUAAGCCAUGGUCUCCUUAAUUAGUAUCACCAUGCAUGUCUUUGGAUUUGUCGUCUUGAUGGUAAUAUACUGUAUAUAAGAUCAUCACUGGCUUGUGAUUUUAUUUUGGUCGUGUAACAAUAGUACUCCUGGUAGGAUGCAUAACAUAGAUCUCUAGCUUUUUUGAAUCUCAUUUGCAUGCAAGUGUGCCCAA
Messenger RNA from Panicum virgatum (switchgrass), 1771 nucleotides. Its product is annotated as cytochrome P450 71A1-like. The record is from RefSeq and is a predicted model, not a curated record. Bases 69 to 1598 code for a protein of 509 amino acids. Gene Ontology annotation, molecular function: monooxygenase activity; heme binding; iron ion binding. NCBI's taxonomy places the organism in Eukaryota, Viridiplantae, Streptophyta, Magnoliopsida, Poales, Poaceae. The transcript is spliced from 2 exons.